Molecule: messenger RNA, 3143 nt
Organism: Hymenoscyphus albidus
Lineage: Eukaryota; Fungi; Ascomycota; Leotiomycetes; Helotiales; Helotiaceae
Source: the annotation of a GenBank genome assembly
AGCCACAGUCACCCUUGCUUACAUAACUCAAGCGAAAACCCACCACAAAGUAAUCGCAAAUAAAAUCUUAUCGCCAACUUACGCCAGCAGCCAGCACCACAAAGAGAGCAAGUGGGGUAAUUCACAACACCAAAUCCAAUCACGCACCACCCACGCAUCUUUCCAAUAUUCGCACACGAGAACACGAUACAUAGGGCACACGCAAAUCCCUUCGACGACUUUCGUCGCAUCAAACCGCAAUCAUGGCGCCGAGUUUCGACCAUCUACCAGAUCCCGAGGAGGACUACGACGAGGAUGAGCUCGACUUUUCCGAUCUUCGCGAGCGAUUCGAAGUGCAGCUGGAGCAAGGGCUAGAUACAUUCGUGGUUAUCGACGGUCUACCAGUUGUCACCGAGGAGACCAGACCCAAACUGAUUAAAUUCUUACUGCGGAAAUUGAACGCUGUGGGCAGAACGCGAGAAGACUCGAUUUUCAUGCCGAUUGGAGAAGAUGGAAAAUCACACAGGUAAUUUUUUUCCGAGCGUAUCAGCAAUAUCUGGUACUGAUGAAAUUCAGUUUCGCCUUCAUCGAGUACUCGGAGCCCGCUGAGGCGGUUGCUGCCUGCAAGGCCCUCGAUAUGGUUCAGCUCGACAAGAAGCAUCAACUCAGAGUAAACAAGAUGACCGAUAUUGACCGAUUUGGACGAGAAGGGCGAAUUGACGAGCACUACACACCCCCAAAGAUCGAAGAGUUCACAGAAAAGGAACACUUGCGAUCGUGGAUUGCAGACCCAAGUGGCCGUGGUAGAGAUCAGUUCGUCAUGUACAAAGACGAUCGAGUUCAGGUCCUUUGGAACAACGAGAAAGAUGCGCCAGAGAGUAUUGUGGAUCGCCAGCACUGGACUGAGUCAUUUGUGGCAUGGACACCACAAGGAACAUAUUUGACCUCGAUGCAUCAGCAGGGUGUACAACUUUGGGGAGGACCUUCAUGGACUCGUCAAAAGCGUUUUGCCCAUCCCUUCGUGAACUUGGUUGAUUUCUCACCUGGAGAGAAGUAUCUCACCACCUGGUCCAACCGCCCCAUCUCCAUCCCCGAAGAAGGUCAUCCAGCGUUGACUGUCGAGGAUGAUGGCAAGAAUUAUGUCAUUUGGGAUAUCGAGACUGGAAAGCCUCUCCGUUCUUUCGCCAAUAUUGAGCUUCCCAGCAACAGCACAGAUGAGGCAGGAUUACCAGUCAAACGAAAAAUCAUCUGGCCAGCAUUCAAGUGGUCUUCUGAUGACAAGUACGUCGCUCGGUUGACACAAGGCACCUCUAUUUCAGUUUACGAAUUGCCAAAGAUGAAUCUUCUUGAUAAAACAACAAUCAAGAUUGAUGGUGUCAUGGACUUUGAUUGGGCACCAGCAACACCUCGUCGGGAUGGCAUCAAGACAUAUGAACAGCUUUUCUGCUAUUGGACUCCUGAAAUUGGCAGCAACCCUGCAAAGGUUGGAUUAAUGAGUAUUCCUUCAAAGGAAAUCGUAAGAACGUUGAAUCUCUUCAGUGUCACAGAUGCGAAAUUGCACUGGCAGUCAGAUGCUUCCUACCUGUGUGUCAAAGUGGACCGACACUCGAAAUCGAAGAAAUCGUUGGCUACCAGUCUUGAAAUUUUCCGAGUUCGUGAGAAGGGUGUACCAGUUGAAGUUGUUGAUUCAAUCAAGGAUACUGUCAUCAACUUUGCUUGGGAGCCAAAAGGCAACAGAUUUGUGAUCAUUACCACAGCUGAAGUUGUUGCCCCAUCGGCUGUUCCACCAAAAACCUCCGUUGGCUUCUACUGCCCCGAGAAAGUCAAGGGAAAUGGCGUUGGUAACUUCAAGCAUAUCAGAACAUAUGAUAAAAAGAACAGCAAUGCCAUCUUCUGGUCGCCCAAGGGACGUUUUGUUAUUGUGGCCACAGUCCAUUCCCAGCAGAGUUACGAUAUGGAAUUUUUCGAUCUGGACUUCGAGGGUGUAGCCGAGAGGCCGGACAGCGAGAAGGAUUUGACUGCCAACUUGCAGCUAAUGAAUGUCGCUGAUCACUAUGGUGUUACUGAUAUUGACUGGGAUCCUACCGGAAGAUUCGUUGCCACCAGUGCCAGUAUCUGGAAGCAUACCGUAAGUUUACAGCUUUGAGAAUCGCGCGCACUGUACUAAUUCAUGAUUUAGAUGGAGAACGGUUACCAUCUGUAUGAUUUCAAGGGUGAGCAGCUUCGGGAAGAGCCUGUGGAGAAGUUCAAGCAAUGGCUCUGGCGCCCAAGACCACCACCACUUCUCACAAAGGAAGAACAGAAGACUAUCCGCAAGAACCUCCGUGAAUACAGCAAAACCUUUGACCAAGAAGAUGCUGACCGGGGCGCCUCCGCCGAUCUUGCUGUUGUUGAGCACCGAAGAAGAUUACUCGAUGAGUGGAUGGCAUGGAGAGCAAGCAUCGAAGAGGAAGUCAAGGAAGACCGCGAGGCUCUUGGCUUACCUUUGGAUCCAAUUGAAGGCUUGAUCAAGAAGACUGAUUCUAGUGAAGACCAAGUCAUUGAGGAGAUUGUCGAGGAGAUCGUCGAGGAAACCGAGGAGGUUAUGCCGUGAGACUUGAAAAUGUAGCAACGUUUUAUGUUUCUCUCUCACUUCAUACCACGAUGUUUCCAUUUUAUGUCGAUGCUUGGAGUUUUUGCACAUAUCUUUUUUUGCAAGAUUUCCCAUCGGAUGGGAUGCCUUGGAACCUAGAGAAGCCUUCCAGGUUGGUCUGGAGGGGUUCUAGAUAUGAAUGCAUGAAAACUCAAAGAUUUAAAAAAACAAAACAAAAGCAUAGCUGGCUGCCUUGUCAAUCCCAUCUAAUUGAAAAUUCUAUAAUAACUCUGCAAGUUUUCUGCUGGUGAUGGAUGUUUGAUAACGAGGUAGCUUAUAAGAAACAUUAUUAUCUAAUGUCAGGCUUAGCUUACUCUGGGCUAUCACUGUUAAAAGCAGUCCAAGGAACUAUAGCAAUUUGACAGAAGAGCUUUGUAUAGCAUUUAAACAAAAGUAUUGAAGUUAUAAAGAUAUUAUCCUAAAGACCUGACACAAUUAAAACAAUUAUAAGAAUGGUUUGGAAUGAUUGUUAAUUUUUAGUUUAUUGUGCGAGGGGAAAUAGGAUAAUUGAGGUACUUGUGCUAGAGUUUUG